GUUUUUUUGCGCAUGCCUAAACGUGGAAGCGCACAAACCAGGAAGUCGGUUUCUCGUGGGAGUAUUUCAUUUUUGCCUGUCCUGCGUAGUUAGAAGCUGGUUAUGAUAGUCUUUGAGAGCAGUUGUUGUAGAGUUUCUUGCUUUUUAGCUCUUUUAGUGGUUUUAAUCGCCGUUGCUUUACAGAUUUUAGGAAAUUCAGAACCCAUUGAGGUCUUAAGCAUGGACCUAAACUCAUUAGAAGAAACCUACAGGGGGGGGAAUAAAAGCUGUUUUAUUCUUGGUGCUUCUGGGGAAACGGGAAAAGUGCUGCUCAAAGAAAUUGUAGAACGGAAACUAUUUUCCCGAAUCACACUCAUCGGUAGACGACAGCUCACAUUUGAAGACAAAGCCUAUGAGAAUGUGGCUCAGGAAGUUGUUGACUUUGAGAAGUUGGAUGACCAUGCAGCAGCAUUUCAAGGCCAUGAUGUGGGAUAUUGUUGCUUGGGAACAACCAAAGCUAAAGCUGGGACUGAAGGUUUCAUUCGGGUAGACCAUGACUACGUUCUGAAAUCAGCCGAGCUUGCCAAGGCAGGAGGCUGCUCCCAUUUCAAUCUUGAGUCAUCGAAAGGCGCAGACAAAACAAGUAGCUUCCUAUAUCUCAAAGUCAAGGGACAAGUAGAAGCUGAUAUUGAGCAACUGGACUUUGAGCGCUAUUCUGUCUUCCGACCUGCAGUUCUCAUGGUGGACAGAGAAGAGAGCCGACCAGCAGAAUGGAUGGCAAGGAAGUUCUUGGGUGCAUUCUCUAGUGUGUUUCCGACAGCAAUGUCCAUUCCCAUCGGAUCAGUGGCCAGGGCCAUGUUAGCCAAUACUCUUAUCCAGGGAGAAAAGAAAGUAGAAAUCCUGGAGAACAAGGCAAUAUAUGACCUUGGGCAAAAGGGAGAGAAAUGAAAAAAGUUUUUAUUUGUGUGUUAAAUGUAACAUUUAUGCCUCAGGUCUGCUAUACACUGGAUACACUUUUUAUGUUGGUGAAAGGGAAUAUAACAUGAAUAUGAUGUUUUUCUGUAUCGCACUUGGAAGGCUUUCUUUUACAAUGGAAAGGAUAACUUGUAAUCUUGCACAAUAUUAAACAUAUAUAUGCACUGACCCAA
Clupea harengus (Atlantic herring) is the source of this 1127-nucleotide messenger RNA. It is a transcript of the gene htatip2, whose product is annotated as HIV-1 Tat interactive protein 2. Gene Ontology annotation, biological process: import into nucleus. Lineage: Eukaryota; Metazoa; Chordata; Actinopteri; Clupeiformes; Clupeidae. The record is from RefSeq and is a predicted model, not a curated record. Gene Ontology annotation, cellular component: cytoplasm.